GUUGAUCGCCUUAUUCCAGUGACAAGUCAGGAAGAACUGUUGACUUUCAGGCACAUGUUCAGCACUACAGCUUCUCGCAAUAUAGCCGAAGAUCAUUUGUGGGUUUCAAUUGCCGCCAGGCCACCUCAAAGUCGAUUCACAUGUGUGGAAAGAGUAGCUUGUUGUCUGCUAUUACUGUAUUUAUCAAUGCUGGGUUCAUGCAUGUUCUAUAAGGGUGAAGGAGCUGUAAAACAGCCGAAUUUGUUUAGUAUCGGACCAUUUGGACUCACUGCUACUGAGCUUUAUGUUGCAGUUGUCAACAAUGUGCUGACAUUCAUUCCCUUAUUCUUAAUCAUGUACAUAUUUCGUAACUCAAGCCUACGUGUCAGUCAUACAACUAAAUUACUGGAUGUGAUCGAGGAACACUUGGACGAGAAAUUAUAUCUUGGCGAAGCUUCAUUUAUUUAUACCAACCACCAGAAAGGCAAACAGAAUGAUCCAGAAGCACCAGUUGAAAACACUGGAGAGCAAAUGGUUAAGAGAAAGGGGUUCAGAUGUUUUUGUGGAUGGCAAUUCCGUAUACUUGCCUGGUUGUUGAUUGUUUUAUGCUUAGCUACCGCUGUUGCCUUCACUACAUUCUACGGUGUGAUGUUUGGAGAAGAUACUUGCAAAAAGUGGCUUUCUUCAUUGUUCCUGUCAUUCUUUAUAAAUAUAUUUUUAGCACAACCAAUUAAGGUAUUGCUGAUGGCUAUGUUGUACUCAUUUGCUUGCAAAUCACCUGACCGAUUGGAUCAGUUGCAGUUGUUCGAAGAAGAGGAUCGCCUGAUUCAAACGUUAGGCAAGCGUUAUCAGCUACAAAUGGAUGAGGAAUACGUGCAUAAGGACUACUUGCUCUCAGAUUUUCGCCCACAUCGUCUUGUAAUCUUGCCUCCGGAUCCAGCAGACUUGGCACGCGCCCGAGCUUAUAGGCUCAAACAACGGAAAGCUAGUGACGUCACUAGAGAAGUUGUACUUUACGUAUUAUUUCUCGUACUGCUGUUAGCAGUUAGUAUACAAUUUCGUGAUCCUAAUGCAUUCCUUUUAAAAUCCAGCCUACAGAAUUCAUUUUUCGCAGGUGAUUUUCAGAAGAUUCUUACAGUGGACGACUUCUAUAAAUGGUGUAAUGGGGUAUUAAUUCCUGGUCUACGUGUAGAUCGAUGGUAUAACGGCAACCCACCAUUAUUCCAACGGGGAUUUUUGGCAGAUCGAGCUGAUCGAAUUAUUGGGUACGCAAUGAUGAGACAAGUGAGAACGAAACCAGAUUCAUGCAACGUACACAACUUAGCCACGCACCUAUUUAAACAUUGUUACGCGACUUAUGAUAUUUUUAAAGAAGAUAAAACAGACUAUGGAAUAUCCUGGGUCGCUUUCCAAGGAAAUGAGAAGUCUAACAAUUCUGCACCAGAAUACGUCUAUCAAAGUGCAUCACAACUGAAAGGUUAUCCAUACUUGGGACUAAUCACCUGGUAUUCAGGUGGUGGUUAUGUCCACUUGUUAAGAGGCACAAAAGAAGAAAUGCUAGCCAAACUGAGUAAAUUAAAAGAAAUGCAUUGGAUUGAAUUUUCUACACGAGCCGUCAUUAUACAGUUCACGGCUUAUAAUCCUAAUAUCAAUUUAUUUGCGAUUGUAACUGUUUUGAUUGAAAUGCCUGGCACUGGUUCGUUAAUACCAACAUAUCGUAUUGAAACAGCCAACUUAUUCGGUGCAAGUGGAUCGGAAACUAAAACUACACAGUUAGCACUUCAGGGCUUGUAUGUGUUCAUUCUGUUUUGUUAUCUGAUAAAAGAAUUGCGAAAUAUAUACAAACAACGAUUGGGAUAUUUCAUGAAAUUUUGGAAUUUCGUUGAAUUAUUCAUAAUAUUCGGCUCAGUAGCUGCCAUAGCUGCAUACAUUUACAUGAUUUUGAGCACACAGUCAGCUGUCGAGGAAUUCACACGCACAAAUGGCAAUGUAUUUAUGAACUUUCAAUUACUGGCCUAUUGGAAUGAAAAUUUAACCUACUUAACAGCUGUAAUCUGCUUUUUCGCUAUGUUAAAGCUUGUGUAUCUGUUUCGCUUUAACCGGCGGGUUGGUCUGCUUGGCUCUGUUCUAAGGUAUGCAGCAAAAGACUUGAAGUAUUUCUGUUUCAUCUUUCUAGUCAUCUUUUCCUCAUUUGUACUAGUCUUCUAUCUUUUAUACACCGAUACACUUGAUGGUUUUAGAACAGUUUUAAAUGCUGUAGAGACAAGUAUGCAAAUUAUUCUCGGGAAAUUCGACUUUACUAGUAUGUAUGAAAGAGAGAUGGUACUGGGUCCAUUACUAUUUGCUGCUUUCUCUUUAUGCGUUGUAUUUGUUAUGGUUAGUAUGUUCAUUGCUAUAUUGGAUGAAAGUUUUCACAGUGUCCUUCAAGAUUUGAGUCUACAAUCAGAUGAUCAUGAAAUCACACAGUUUAUAGCAGCUCAGUUUAUUAUUUGGAUUGGUUUACAUAAAACAGAAUGGGGUAAAAAGUUUUUGAUCACUACUGCGGCACAACAACAAGAACAGAUGUAUGAUCCAGAUGCAGACCCUGCGAAGAAUGUCAUUCAGUUAAAGUCAUUAAUGGAUGAAUUGUUGGAAUAUGUUCAACAAAACCACAUCUCUGAAGAAACAAAAUCAAACGACUCGAAGUCAUAAAUAUUGUGGUCAUAACUAUAACUUUUGACAGGCUAACUGACAGAUUACGGUAGCCAGGAAUGAAUCUUUUGGUAACUAGCAAUUUUCUUUCCUUCUUCCUACCUCAAUAUUCUCAAUUUUCACUAAAUAGAAAAAAGCACACAAAUGUGUGAGUCAUAUUGCCAAGUAUGUGUCAUUUCACUAUCGAUUAACUUUACAUUUUUCAUAUUUGCCACUUCUGGUUAUCCUAAAAUUAUUCAGAGUAAAAUAAUGUAGUUUUCAG
Molecule: messenger RNA, 2932 nt
Organism: Trichobilharzia szidati
Lineage: Eukaryota; Metazoa; Platyhelminthes; Trematoda; Strigeidida; Schistosomatidae
Source: the annotation of a GenBank genome assembly